Messenger RNA from Saccostrea cuccullata (small rock oyster), 1665 nucleotides. RefSeq names its product coilin-like. Gene Ontology annotation, molecular function: U1 snRNA binding; U2 snRNA binding. Gene Ontology annotation, cellular component: Cajal body. Gene Ontology annotation, biological process: spliceosomal snRNP assembly. The transcript is spliced from 7 exons. The record is from RefSeq and is a predicted model, not a curated record. Bases 34 to 1452 code for a protein of 472 amino acids. NCBI's taxonomy places the organism in Eukaryota, Metazoa, Mollusca, Bivalvia, Ostreida, Ostreidae.
CUUUUGUGAUGAAGAUUAAAAAAAGAAAACAAGAUGUCUGCGUCCAUGGAAGAAGUGUCUGUUCGUGUAAAACUUUUCUUUGACAAUCUACCACUGCCAUGCUCUUGGGUUUUGGUAAAGAAAAGAAAGUGUCCAAAAGUAAAAGAUUUUCUUGCCUACGUUAGGCGGAAGUUCGUGCCCCAGAGGGACGGGUCUGUAUCCAUCCUCAUCAAUGGCUGCACAGUCCCUGAGUGGGAAAAAUCGUCCAUAUUUCGUGAAGAUGACACUGUACAUCUUUCUUUCAAAGACAUAACACAUGUUUCCGAGGUUUCUAAUAGGUUAACAAUACCAGAAGAGUAUACAGAAAUUUACAAUAAAGAUAAGGAUUUAGGAAAAAAGAAAAAGAGCAAAAAAGAAUCAGCUUCAAUUCGAAGUAAAGAAACAGAGAAAGAUGAUGUAGAAGUAGUCAUGUACAUAUCAGAUGAUGAAGAAAAUCAGACAAAAAAGAAGCAAAAAUUAUCAACAGAAAAGCAUGAAACUCUGGGAGAUGAGGAUAUGACACCAAAUAGAGAUACAAAUCAGACAGAGGAUACUGUCAAAUCAGACAAGAAAAAGCGAACGAGAAAACGUAAAAGGCAACGAGAAGAGGCAGCACCUGCUGUUACUGUCAGCAACAAGCCAAUCAAUGUCAAACCUCUCAGACAGCAUGUAGAUCUGACCAGUAACAUGCACAUCAAGUUUACAUCAGAUAACGAGGAAGAGGAGUCAUGUUCAACAUUUGACUCCUCGAGGAUCCAGCAAGACGCUCUACAGCAGGAGGAGGAGUCCCUCAAAACCAGCACCCCGGUGUAUCACAGACAAAGGGAACAAACUGUAGAUCUGUCAUACAGUGAGAGUCCCUCAGACAGGCCCGCUGUGACACAGUCUGUUCUAGCCAAUGGUGUGGCAGUGUUUUCUCGACCCAGAAGUCGACAAAUCAAAAACAACAGUUUUAGAGAGCUGACAAAAGAACAGCAGUUGUCAACAAAACUUACUAACAGGUCCUUUGUUCUACAGAACACAAGUCUGAGUAAUGGUAAAGUGGAACAUGAAUCAGCACCAGUGACCUAUCCUGAGAGGUCAUUCACUAAUGCCAGUCCCGUCAUCGCUAUCCCAGUACGCAGGGAAUACCAGCAGUUUCCAUUACUUCAGGGCAAUCCUAACCCAGGAGAUAAGAUAGCAUUCAAGAUGCUUGAAAUGUCAGAAAAUUACACUCCAGAAGUGGGAGAUUACAAGGAGGCAGAAGUACUCAGUUUUAACAGCUCCUCACAGAUUGUGGAAAUGAAAAUCAGUCCAGGAUUCAAUAAAGAGAGAACGUCAGGAAAAUUUGAAGUUGAUUUAAACGAGGAGGAAACUGAAAUGAACUCGGAAGACGCAAUGGUGGAGUCACACCCUUUGACCUCUCUAAUGGAAGUGAGGCUUAUCACUGAGUGAAUGGAAUUAGUUAAUUAUUGAUUGAGUCAGAGUUCAUAUAAUUGUAAACAUGCACACCUCAUGUGACCAAAGUCAUGUAAAAUAUUUGUUAUGCAUAUGUAUGAAAAUUACAUGUACAUGUGUGCCUUUUUAAAAAAAAAAAAAAAAACAAAAACAAAAUAAACAAUUUCUUACAAAGAGACGCCUUAAUGACCAUUUCACAUUAAAAGGAAC